AUUUAAUUUUCAGUAAACAUUCAAUUGUAUAGACAAUUGGUGAGCUGCGACAAUUGCGUUGGGUUUGGAAGGAAAUUAGGCUUUUUUUAUACGUGAAGUAAAUGUUAUUGCCGUUUAAUCCUCAACCACGAAAUGUUUUUCAAACAUUUAAACAAGACUCUGUUUGAAAAAGGCCGAUUUAUGAUCAGUUAGCUAGUAAACAGCUAGUUAGCAACACUAAGAGCUGUGGGGAUUGACACUCUCAGCGAAAUUUAAAUACAAUUCCUAAGGGGUUAAAACUCCUGUAAAAUCGAGAACACCUUCUCAAUUUACUGGCGACGAUUGUCUAAACGUAUGAAGCGAGAAUAAUUCAAGAAUUGUUUUUGUUUUCAAGCGGCUCUGACCGCGUCAAUGAGCUCCAGUCCAGUAGGUGGUGCUCACACACUUGCUUGUGAAACUGUCAUUCGAAUCGUUUCAAAACAGAAGAACGAAGAAAGGGAAGGAAAAUAUGGCUUAUCUUCGAAUAUUGAUCUAAAAUAUGAGUUCGUUGGGUUUUUAUUUGAGAAAAUACGAUAUACUGCGGACCUAAAAUGCUGAACGGCACCUCUGCUCGGGUGAAAAUGGAGGAGAGCACUCCGUCUUGUGGGGGAUUUAAACCCGCAGCUGAGCUCGGCUUGUCUCCCACCGCCAGGUUUCUGCAGGUCGAGCUGGAGUUGAACCUCCUCCUUCGCCAGCUGAAGUUCAGUGACCCAGUACAGUAUAUUUACUCGCCGCUGGAGUACGCCUGGGACACACACCGGUGCUUCGUGGAGAAGUACUGUCGCGCCGGACAGAGCGUGCUAUUCCUGGGCAUGAAUCCGGGACCCUUCGGCAUGGCUCAAACCGGGGUCCCCUUCGGUGAGGUGAAGUCAGUGGUGGACUGGCUGCAGGUGACAGGGGAGGUCAGUCGACCUGCUGUGGAGCAUCCAAAGAGAAGGAUCACUGGACUGGCCUGCACUCAGAGUGAAGUGAGCGGCGCACGCUUCUGGGGAUUCUUCAGGAAGCUGUGCGGUGAGCCUGAGCUGUUCUUCCGCCACUGCUUCGUCCACAACCUCUGCCCUCUUAUCUUCAUGAGUGCCAGUGGGAAGAACCUGACCCCCCCGGAGCUGCCUGCAGGUGAGCGGGAGAAGCUGCUGGGACUGUGUGACGCUGCUCUGUGUCAGGCCGUGCAGGCUCUGGGGGUUUCCAUGGUGAUCGGGGUUGGACGGGUUGCAGAGCAGCGGGCACGCCGUGCGCUCUCUGCUGCAGGUGUGGAUGUGCGAGUUGAAGGUGUCAUGCAUCCCUCACCCCGAAACCCACUGGCCAAUAAAGGCUGGGAGGCUGUCGCUAGAGCCAAGCUGACAGAGCUUGGUGUGUUGACACUGCUGAGCGACACGUGAGGG
Messenger RNA from Synchiropus splendidus (mandarinfish), 1400 nucleotides. It is a transcript of the gene smug1, whose product is annotated as single-strand-selective monofunctional uracil-DNA glycosylase 1. The transcript has 2 exons. NCBI's taxonomy places the organism in Eukaryota, Metazoa, Chordata, Actinopteri, Syngnathiformes, Callionymidae. Gene Ontology annotation, biological process: base-excision repair. The record is from RefSeq and is a predicted model, not a curated record. Gene Ontology annotation, molecular function: oxidized pyrimidine nucleobase lesion DNA N-glycosylase activity; single-strand selective uracil DNA N-glycosylase activity. The coding region runs from base 570 to 1397 and encodes 275 amino acids.